Molecule: messenger RNA, 1793 nt
Organism: Poeciliopsis prolifica (blackstripe livebearer)
Lineage: Eukaryota; Metazoa; Chordata; Actinopteri; Cyprinodontiformes; Poeciliidae
Gene: cunh5orf34
Product: chromosome unknown C5orf34 homolog
Exons: 10
Coding region: 84-1724 (546 amino acids)
Source: RefSeq, a predicted model, not a curated record
CAGUAGUCAAACGGCUCAACCUGAGAACGUCGUCAGUUUGUUUUCAGGUUUCUUCCUGUGGCUUGUUAUUGAAAGUUCCCCGGAUGAUGGGAACCGCAGAGGGCGUCAGUGCGAUGGUGAUGUAUGAGGACGAGUCCGUGGAAGUUCAUGACAGACACGGAGCUCAUUUGCAGCUGUCGCCGUGUGGCAGUGAAUUCGUCCUGGUUAAAGCCACGGACCCGCUCGGACGUCCUGUGCAGCCCACUGAGCGAGUCCGACAGAGAACCAGGUUCGCCAUUAGCGCCUUUAAGGCGCUAAUGACAACCGCACUGGCGUUCAGGAAUAAGUAUGCCAGUCGACCUUACCUUCCAGGAGAGCUCAUCGCUGCUGACAACAGGAAGCCUUUUUACAGUCUUGACUCCGGUGUUAAGUGGCCUGAGUGUUCGUCUUACAAGCCUGAGUUUGGACCUGGAGGUGAGAUCGUAGUCAGGUCAGAGGAGGGGAGAGCCAUGUUGACGUUGUCGCCGUCUGGUGAGGAAUUCUCCGUCGAGUUCAUGUGUAACCUGAGUCAGCCUCAGCACCAAAUUGUGUGCAGUUUAAACAAAACUGAUGGCAGUCUGAAGAGUCAGCAGCAAGCAAACAGUCAGAAUGACCAGAGACAUCUGGGGAAGGAGUCAACUAAAGCAAACUCUUUUUCCUCGCAUCUUACCAGCACUACUCACCAGCAGCCUGAACAGAUGUACCAGGCCACCACAGUUGUGCAGCAUCACUCUUGCCUUGCCGUUGAUCCCACAUGGGCCUAUCCUCUCUCCUUGGCUCGGCAUCACUGGAUGUCCAGUCUCUCUAACAGUAAAGAUACUAAGUCUGAAGAGCCAAGUAAAUCCAAACAAGCUGAUGAUGAGCUUGACAUAUCUGAUAAAGACAGAGACUCCCAGCUUCCCCAGGCUCUUCCUCUUACAUGUCCGUCACCUCACUGGCACAGGUGGAAGAUUAAGGUGGAAGAAGAAGUAUCAGAUCUUCCAACGGAGCUUGUAAAAAUAUUAUGGUGUCAAGGAGUCACAUACAGGAUACUGAGUGGAGAAAUCCCAGUGGUAGAGGUUUCCCCAGGAGACGGCUCAGUGAUCCGCUCCAACGGUGUCCUAAACUCUUAUUUUACUCAUUAUAAACCCAGGCUUCACUCUGAGGAGGGAAGAGAAACAACAUACCAUUUAAGCAGCCUUCCCCCUGGUACACCUGGACAGUUGUACCCUGUGGGCUCCAUUGUGAGCCGUGCCAGCAGGAUUCUUGUUAGUUAUAACCAGGCCAAGCAUUUACUAAAGUUUCCUGUCAUACACACCUGCCUGCAACAGGUUGUUCUACAUCUGUUUACAUCUCCAGUUCUAGAACUUGUUAAAAUGCCUAAUUUGUUUAUUGUAAUAAAAUUGUGUUUGCAGGACAAAUAUAUUUCUAAAACAAUCCAACUUGAGCAAAAUCCUUCCAGUGCAGUGGAGACGCCACAGACAGCUGGGAGUCUUUCGGAUGUUGUUGCUGCAGAACUGGAGAAGAUAAAGCGUUUCAACUUCCUGCUGGAGAACAACCACCUGCUGAGAAGUGAAAGUAAGCAACGAAACUCAGAAGGAGCAAGUUCAAAGAUCACACAGGAGGAUGAGGUGGUGAAUGAGGACUACAUUGCUGAAGCGCUUCAGAGAACCUCUGAAGCUAUUAAGGAAAUUGAUGCUCUCAUCUCAGCCGCCACGCUGAACUGAGGACUUUUUAUUAUUUUCACCUUUUCUGUGACGUGUAUAUACGGGAAUUUAUGCAUGGCGAGAAUCUGA